CGCAGGGCCGUCGCUGCCGCCCUCACUUAAGAUGGCACCUGUCGGGGAGUCACCUGUGCGGCCGCUCUAGCUCGGUUCCGGGUUCGUUCGCCUCCGCCGCGGCGUCGGAGGGGAAUGCGAGGACCUGAGUCCUGUCCUGCUUCCGGGCCAGGCUCGUUGCUCUCUGGGGAAGCAACCCUGAAGGUUGCGGGCGCCGGGGCCACGACCUCCUUCGGUGAGGCAGAGGUGGUUGGUGUCGAGCCGGGGCGAAGAGGGGACGGGAGCCCAGACCCUCGGCCUCCAACCCGCCGCCCUCCGCAGCUCUCAUUGCCUUUGAGGGGGAGCUGCAAUACUGCCUACCACAUAAGGGAUGGGAUCAGAGAACAGUGCGUUAAAGAGCUCUACACUCAAAGAACCACCCUUCACCUUGCCCUCUGGACUUGCUGUGUAUCCCGCUGUACUGCAAGAUGGCAAUGUGGCUUCAGUUUUUGUGUAUAAGAGAGAAAAUGAAGACAAGGUUAAUAAAGCUGCCAAGCAUUUAAAGACACUUCGUCACCCUUGCUUGCUAAGAUUUUUAUCUUGUACCGUGGAAGCAGAUGGCAUUCAUCUUGUCACCGAGCGAGUACAGCCUCUGGAAGUAGCCUUGGAAACAUUGUCUUCUGCAGAGGUCUGCGCUGGAAUCUAUGACAUCCUGUUGGCUCUUAUCUUCCUUCAUGACAGAGGACACCUGACACACAACAAUGUGUGCUUGUCAUCUGUGUUCGUGAGUGAAGACGGGCACUGGAAACUGGGAGGAAUGGAGACUGUUUGUAAAGUUUCUCAGGCCACACCAGAGUUUCUGAGGAGUAUUCAGUCAGUAAGAGACGCAGCAUCUAUGCCUCCUGAAGAGAUGUCUCCAGAAUUCACAACUCUUCCGGAGUCCCAUGGACACGCUCGGGAUGCCUAUGCAUUUGGAACAUUGGUGGAGAGCUUGCUUACUGUCUUAAAUGAGCAGGUUUCAGCGGAUGUUCUCUCCAGCUUCCAACAGACCUUGCACUCAGCUCUGCUGAACCCUAACCCACAGUGCCGGCCAGCGCUCAGCACCUUACUGUCCCAUGACUUCUUCAGAAAUGAUUUUCUAGAAGUUGUGAAUUUCUUGAAAAGCUUAACAUUGAAGAAUGAAGAAGAAAAAACUGAAUUCUUCAAAUUUUUGCUGGACAGGGUCAGCUGCUUGUCAGAGGAAUUAAUAGCUUCACGACUAGUGCCUCUUCUGCUUAAUCAGCUGGUGUUUGCAGAGCCAGUAGCUGUUAAGAGUUUUCUUCCUCAUCUGCUUGGCCCAAAAAAAGACAAUGCACAGGGGGAAAUCCCUUGCUUGCUCUCGCCAGCACUGUUCCAGUCUCGCGUGAUCCCUGUGCUUCUCCGGCUGUUCGAGGUUCACGAGGAGCAUGUACGGAUAGUGCUGCUGUCCCACAUCGAAGCCUACGUGGAGCACUUUACUCAGGAGCAGCUGAAGAAGGUCAUCUUGCCACAGGUAUUACUGGGCCUGCGAGAUACCAGUGAUUCCAUUGUGGCAAUCACUCUUCACAGCCUAGCAGUGCUGGUCUCUCUACUUGGUCCUGAAGUGGUUGUGGGAGGAGAAAGAACCAAAAUCUUCAAACGCACUGCCCCAAGUUUUACUAAAACUAUUGAUAAUUCCCCAGAAGAUUCUCCCACACAUGUGGUCGCCUGUAGCCCGCACAGUGAGAUCUCACCAGUGUUGGAGAAGCCCUCUCCUGGCAUGUUUCCUAACUGCUUCCUUUCUGGCAACAUUCCCAUCAACAGCAAGAAGCACAUAAAGCAAGAUUACUACAAUACUUUCUUACAGACAGGCGAUCAGUUUCCCCAGACCAUUAAAUUGCCCAUGAAUGGAAUCUCAAAUAUGAAAAAUACUCCUGGGAACAGCGUGGACUUCACACCAAGCUCUAAAACUUGUGAGGAAUGGCCUGACUGGAAUGAGCCUGAGGAGCCAGAGAACCAAACUGUCAGCUUUCAGGUUUGGCCUACAGAAGCCUGUGAUGCCGCUAGGUCCCAGUGCACUAACCUGAAUGUGGAGAAAGAAUCUUGGGAUGAUUGUGAGCUCAGCUCAGGGACUCAAGUAAGCCCAAGAGGUGAAAUCUCUGCUGCAGUGCCUGUUACCUCACUGAAACCGAAGCCAGUUCCUGUUUUGCUUCCACUCACUGAAGAGGCUAAGCCUUUGAAAUCAGGUCUUCCUCACAAGACUAACUCUCUACAGAGCAGGGAAGACUCAGACCAAAUCAAGCCACCAAAAGCACAGUCACAAGAAAGACCCCUUCAGACUCGAUCAGAACUUGGUUUAGGAGAAGAAUAUACUAUCCAUGUAAAAAAGAAACCAGUACAAGACCCUGAGUUAGACUGGUUUGCUGAUAUGAUCCCAGAAAUUAAGCCUUCAGCUACUUUGCUUAUUUUACCUGAACUGAGGACAGAAAUGAUACUUCCCAACAAGGAUGAUGUCUUACCAGUUAUGCAGUUUUCCUCAAAAUUUGCUGCAGCAGAAAUGAGUGAGGGAGACACUGAAGGCUGGGGAGAAGGAGAGCUGAACUGGGAAGAUAAUAAUUGGUGACAACAGGUGUGAGUUAAAUGUAGGAACAAUUCCUUUUAAAAAAUGAAUACCUCAAAAGCAGAGUGUGUGGACAGGAAAGGCCCAAAGCAGCCUGUUUUCCCUGUACCAGGAGCUCUUUGUGAAUCUGUGUGAACUCAGUUGUGAAGCCAACCUUGAGAGCUGGCUGAAGCCCCAGGGAAGUCAGGAGACCCAUAAUACUGGCUGCUAGGAGGAGGAACUGUUUGAGGCCAGUUUCCAUGAAGAGCAAGUAGCUGAGGAAAGGCUGAACUUAGUGCUUUUUCCAGGAUAAUUCUGGAAGAAAAAUAAAUAUAAAAAUUCAAGCUGGUUAGCUUAAUUUUGUGCCAUUUCUUUACAAAUGAGAAAAGUUCUAUUACAAAAUUUAACUUGCU
Perognathus longimembris pacificus (Pacific pocket mouse) is the source of this 2967-nucleotide messenger RNA. RefSeq names its product SCY1 like pseudokinase 3 (gene Scyl3). Gene Ontology annotation, molecular function: ATP binding; protein kinase activity. The coding region runs from base 350 to 2578 and encodes 742 amino acids. The transcript is spliced from 14 exons. Gene Ontology annotation, biological process: protein phosphorylation. Lineage: Eukaryota; Metazoa; Chordata; Mammalia; Rodentia; Heteromyidae. The record is from RefSeq and is a predicted model, not a curated record.